AUGAUAAGUUAUUUGAAAAUAGUCUUACAAAUUUAGAGCUUAAUUAGAGAAUUAACAAACUUGAAAUGCUAGAGCAAGAACAAGUAAGCAAAAUCAAAUAAUUAAAUACUAAGAUGUAAAAUGAUUGAACUAUUUAGAGAAUUAAUAAAUGAAGCUCAAAAAAAUAAAAGAAAUAUAUACUUAAAAGAAAUAAAUAGAAUUAAAAAAUCGACAUAUCAAAUACUUCAAAAAUUUUUGA
Messenger RNA from Paramecium pentaurelia, 238 nucleotides. Lineage: Eukaryota; Ciliophora; Oligohymenophorea; Peniculida; Parameciidae. The record is from the annotation of a GenBank genome assembly.